CAGUGCAAAUUAACASRCGCGCGGUAAUAACUCCCAUAAUUGCCUUCACAUUCUAACCGAGGAUAACUAGAGUUGCUAUGAAACAUACUUCAUCAAGGGUAUUUCAUAKUUUAACAUGGCUCAAUAUUUCUGAAAGAWUUCUUCCCAUAAUCCCUUUCAGUCCAGUAGAGGAGGGCGUGGUCGAGUUUGUCCAUAUAACUGUUGGCUUUAUACACAAACGCUUCAGUUUUUAGAUGAUGUACAGGUAGUCAAAAAAAUCCAGGUAGUGACACCUACCUGACAAAAAGAAUGCCAUAGAAAAGAAAAUACAUUUUUUUUGUAAAUAWGUUUGCCCRAUUCACGCAAUGGUCGCACAUGCAUGACGUACAAUAGCUCCAGGGUAUAAAUUCUUAAUGGGUGCAGUCUGUAUAAAUUAUUUCACKUGGCGACGAAAAAGGCUUCGUUGGAAAGGUCGCUUUGUAAAACCAUAACGGAGAGGAAACAAGCUUGUUGGACACCAACUGUGACAUCAUAGCCCAACCAUGUCUAACAGCCCAGUUACCAUGACAAUCACCUACGUCGCCCUUGGUUUUCUCGCAUUUUUCAUCAUCAUAACAAACUUGUUUGUCAUGUUCUUGAUAUACAACCGAAGAUCGUUGAGGACUCCAACGAACCUUUGCCUUGCUUCACUGGCUGCCUCGGACUUCAUGGCGGGAAGUAUCGCUAUACCACUAAUCAUAAUGUGYAAUGUCUCGCCACUUGAUGGUUUGCGUCAAGCAAUGGACUUUAGCUCAAGAUUUAUUUCAAUCUCUACUGUGAUACACCUACUCAUCGUGACAAUCGAGCGUUACAUCAUGAUAUGUCACGGCAUGAAGUAUAACUUAUGGAUCAAUACCAAGCGGGUUGUCACGGUUCUCGUAGCCACGUGGUUGUUCUCGGCUGUGGCGACUUUGAUUCAACUAUUCUGGAAGCUAACGCAGACAGAGGAACAAAUCCUCAAGGUGGACAGAAUUUACGAUACGGUGUGCUUAUGUUGCGUAGUAAUCAUUCCGUUAAUCAUCAUGGCAGCUAGUUACGUACGUAUCUUUAUUGCGUUGCGGUAUCAGCUUCAGCAGAUUCAAAGAUACAACAACCCAACGGAAAAGAGUAACGAGUUGCGUAGACGCCACGUUGAACGCAAAGCAGCUAUAAUCUUCGGCUGCAUGAUUAUAACGUUUACGCUGUGCUGGUUUUCGUACUUCAUUGAUGGGUUGAACAUCUUUACGUAUUCAUUUGAAGUCAGUCUCGUGCUGAUGUUUUUGCGUUACGUUUCGCCGUUCAUAAACCCUCUUCUGUAUACGUUUCUAAAGGAGGACUUCAAACUCGCAGUUAAAAUGUCACUUUGUCAAAGGUUUCGUGAAGCUUCUACGAAUUCCUAUUUGUACCAGUCGCAUUUUGCACCAAGUAAUAGCGAAAGCGCUGUGUAAUCACUGAAUCAAACGUUCCGAACUCAAAU
This is a messenger RNA of Exaiptasia diaphana, 1474 nucleotides long. Its product is annotated as trace amine-associated receptor 7a. Lineage: Eukaryota; Metazoa; Cnidaria; Anthozoa; Actiniaria; Aiptasiidae. Gene Ontology annotation, molecular function: G protein-coupled receptor activity. Bases 522 to 1445 code for a protein of 307 amino acids. The transcript is spliced from 2 exons. The record is from RefSeq and is a predicted model, not a curated record. Gene Ontology annotation, cellular component: membrane. Gene Ontology annotation, biological process: G protein-coupled receptor signaling pathway.